Lasiodiplodia theobromae is the source of this 1101-nucleotide messenger RNA. RefSeq names its product 3-isopropylmalate dehydrogenase leu2a. The transcript is spliced from 7 exons. The record is from RefSeq and is a predicted model, not a curated record. Lineage: Eukaryota; Fungi; Ascomycota; Dothideomycetes; Botryosphaeriales; Botryosphaeriaceae. Gene Ontology annotation, cellular component: cytosol. Gene Ontology annotation, molecular function: NAD binding; magnesium ion binding; 3-isopropylmalate dehydrogenase activity. Bases 1 to 1101 code for a protein of 366 amino acids. Gene Ontology annotation, biological process: L-leucine biosynthetic process.
AUGCCGUCGUUCAACAUCGUAGUCUUUGCAGGUGACCACUGCGGUCCCGAAGUUACCGCUGAGGGCAUUAAGAUCCUCGAGGUUAUCCAGAAGGAGAGGCCCGACGUCAAGUUCAACUUCCAGCACCACCUUCUCGGCGGCGCCUCCAUCGAUGCCACCGGCGAGCCCCUUACCGAGGAGGCCCUGACCGCUGCGAAGAACGCCGAUGCCGUCCUGCUCGGUGCCAUUGGCGGUCCCAAAUGGGGUACCGGCAAGGUCCGCCCCGAGCAGGGCAUCCUCAAGCUCCGCAAGGAGAUGGGCACCUUCGGCAACCUGCGUCCCUGCUUCUUCGCCUCUGAGUCGCUCGUCGAGUACUCGCCGCUCAAGGCCGAAGUGUGCCGCGGCACCAACUUCAACAUCAUCCGCGAACUGACUGGCGGAAUCUACUUCGGCGAUCGCAAGGAGGACGACGGCAGCGGCCACGCUCUCGACACGGAGCCCUACUCGCGCGAGGAGAUCGAGCGCGUCACCCGCCUGGCCGCCAACCUCGCCCUGCAGGAGAACCCUCCCGCCCCCGUCUGGAGUCUGGACAAGGCCAACGUGCUGGCAACUAGCCGCCUGUGGCGCAAGGUCUUCACCGAGGUCAUGGAGAAGGAGUUCCCUCAACUCACCUUCGGCCACCACCUCAUCGACUCGGCCGCCAUGCUCAUGGUCAAGAACCCCCGCGCCCUCAACGGUGUCAUCGUCACCAGCAAUCUGUUUGGCGACAUCAUCAGCGAUGAGGCUAGCGUCAUCCCCGGCAGCUUGGGCCUCCUCCCCAGCGCCAGUGUCGGCGCCAUUCCCGACGGCAAGACGCCCGUCAACGGCAUUUACGAGCCCAUCCACGGUUCCGCCCCCGACAUCUCCGGCAAGGGCAUUGUCAACCCCAUCGCCACCAUUCUGUCCGUCAGCAUGAUGCUCAAGUACUCCCUCUGCCAGCCCGAGCUCGCCGCUGCCGUCGACCUUGCCGUCAAGAAUGUUCUUGACAAGGGCGUCCGCACCGCCGACAUCAAGGGCACCGCUAGCACCAAGGAGAUGGGUGAUGCGGUCGUCGCUGAGCUGACCCAGCUUCUCAGGAAGUGA